AUGGAUUUCGGCGGAGCCCCCAGGUUUUUAACCCGACCUAAGGCGUUUGCCGUCUCCGCCGGCAAGGAUGCGACCCUCGCCUGUCAGAUUAUCGGCAACCCGGUGCCGCUGGUGGUGUGGGAAAAGGAAAAGGCGCCUGUAAAAUCGGGAGGCCGCUUCAAAACGGUGGAGGACGGCGACCUGUACAAGCUGACCAUUUACGACCUGUCCACGGGCGACAGCGGCCAGUACAUCUGCAGGGCGAAGAACACGGUGGGAGAGGCGUACGCGGCGGUCACUCUGCGGGUCGGCGUCGAGCAGGAAGGAGGGCUGGGAGUCCAGUGCGCCCCGUUCUUCCUGCUCAAGCCCUGCUCCCUCAGGGUGUGCCUGGGCGACGACGCCAGCUUCUCCUGCAAGGUGGAGGGAAACCCGACGCCGUCCGUCCACUGGCAGAAAGACGGCGAGGUGGUGGGAGGCGACGGCGGCAACAACCGCUACUCGGUGGAGACGGCCAGCGACAGCAGCACCCUCAAAAUCUACUGCGUCAGGUUUACCGACGGCGGCGCCCUGCUGUGCAGGGCCCUCAACCCGCUGGGCGAAAGCCAGGCUGUCGCCGCCCUGGUCGUCCUCUCCCCGGAUGACGCCGCUCCUCUUCACUCGGCAACUUCCGAGUCCGGCUACGCCAAGACCUCCCUGCUGUCCCAACUGCAGCAAAGGCGGGAGCAGAUCCGCUGCUCGGAGAUUCCCACCUCAGCGGCGUCCUCGGACACCUCCUUCCCGCCUCCGUCGGCCGGCCGUCACCUCUCGCGAGAUUAUGAGAAGGCGGGAAGCUACCGCUCGUCCUACGCGCCGCUCUCGGGCACGGGCGCAGGCGCAGGCUCAGGCUCGAGCGCGGCGGUUGGCUGGGCCCGCACGUGCACUGUGACCGAGGGCAAACACGCCAAGCUGAGCUGCCAAGUGACAGGCAAACCCAAACCCGAGAUCCUGUGGAAAAAGGACGGCGAGGUCAUCUGCUCGGGCCGCCGACAUGUCCUUUUCGACGACGACGAGGACAACUUCGUGCUGAGGAUCCUCUACUGCAAGCAGAACGACAAUGGGCGCUACACGUGUACGGCUUCCAAUUUGGCAGGACAGACUUACAGCUCGGUGCUGGUCAUCGUCAAAGAACCAAGCAUAUCCUUUAAGACCAAACUGAAAGAUGUUGAAGUUGUGGAGAAGGAAACUGCAACCCUCCAAUGUGAAGUUCCUAUUCCUGCCAUACAGGCCAGUUGGUUCUUAGAGGAAACUGAGAUAGCUGAGAGCACCAAAUAUCAAAUAGAAGAGGAAGGCACCCUUAGAAAACUUACUAUCAAAAAUGUUACUACUGAUGAUGAUGCUGUCUAUAUCUGUGAAAUGAAAGAAGGCAGCAGAACGGUUGGAGAGUUGACAGUGAAAGGUAACAUUGUUAAGAAACUUCCAAGGAAAACUGCAGUACCAGAAAAUGACACUGCCAUUUUCUGUGUGGAACUGGACAGUGGCUGUAAGAAUAUCAGGUGGACAAAGAAUGGAAAAGAACUAGAACCAAAUGAUAGAACAACCAUCACUGUUUCUGGCAAGCGGCACACCCUUACUAUUCGUGAAUGCAAAUGGGAAGACAUUGGAGAGAUAGCUCUUUUGGCAGAUGACUCUAGAACAUCAACUCAAUUCACAUUAACAUCUCCCCGAAAAGUUCCACCGCAUCCCCCAGUCAACCCUGUGGUGAAAGAGAAAACAGAAACAUCUGUCACUUUGGCUUGGUCUCUCCCUCAAGAUGUGCCACCUGCCCCUGUCACAGGAUACAUAAUAGAAAAAAAGAAAGUGGGAAGCAAUACCUGGACAAGGUGUCACACUACAGACAAGAUAACGGCACAAGAAUUCACAGUGAGUGGCUUGCCAGAAGGAGCUAAUUAUCAGUUUAGAAUUAGUUCUGUAAACAACUUCACCCAGAGCACCUACCUAGAAGUCCCAGGAACAUUUCAUUUUGAACCUAAAGCUUCCAUUGAGACACCUUUGCAAGAUGUUGAAGCUUCAACAGGUGAAGAUGCAACCUUCUUUGUUGAACUAUCUACAAUUGCUCCAGGGAUGUGGUUCAUAAAUGAAAAAGCUAUACAAAGCAGUCAGAAUUACACAGUACAGAGAACUAAAAAUACACACACACUAAUAAUUAAACAAGUGAGGUCAUUGGACAAUGACAUUGAAGUGAAAUUUGUAGCAAGCAAUGCUGAAAGCACUGCUAAAUUAAGAGUGAAAGCAUUGCCAGUGGCGCCAGUGAAUUUCACAAACAAGUCAGCAGAAAAGGAGAUUAUUUCUGUUUCGCAGAAAGGUACAGCUCAGUUUAUUGCUGAGAUUUCUGUCAGAGCUGCAAAAGUAACCUGGACAAAAGAUGGCAAGGAGAUCAAGUCUAGCAAGAAGUAUGAAUUUCAAACUUUGGAUCAGCGCCGCAUCUUGAAGGUCAACAAUGUAACUUUAGAAGAUGCUGGGAUUUACGAAUGUGUUUGUGAUGGCAAUAAAAUGUCAUUUCAGCUCUAUGUAAAGGAGACUUCUCACUUUUUUAACAAAGAGAAAGUGGAACGCACUAUUACUACUGUGUUUGGAGAGAAAACAGAGUUCUUUAUUGAGACUGUUGACACCUAUACCAAAGUACAGUGGUACAAGAAUGGUAAAGAAAUCAAGCAAACAAAAAAAUUUACAAAAGAAAGCAAGGGAAAGCAACACAGGCUUCUUAUUUCAACUACAACAAAAGAGGAUGAAGGCACUUAUACAUGCAAGUGUGGAGAAGACACUAUGAGCUUUGAUUUAAAAAUCAUGGAAGCAGCUGCAACUAUCAUGAAGAAAUCCACGACGCAAACAGAGUACACAGCGAGUGCGGGAGAGAAAGUAGUUCUUGUUUGUGAAGUAUCUCAGUCUAAUGUUGAAGGGAAAUGGUACAAAAAAGGACAGGAAGUAAAACUGAGCAAAGCAGUAAAUGUUGAAUCAGAAGGUACAACACGAAGAUUAGUCCUUCACAAUAUCAAAUCUGGAGAAUCUGGUGAAUACGUAUUUAAAACCAAAGCAGAUGAGAUUGGUAUGAAUGUUACUGUUAAAGAACCAGAGCCAGGGUUUGUCAAUAAAGAAUCAGUUGAGAAACAGAUAACAGUUCGUGCAUCAGAGAAUGCUAUUCUCAGCUGUGAAGUGUCCCAACUCAAAACUGAGGUCAAAUGGUCCAAAAGUGGAAAAAUUCUCAGUCCCAGUUGGAAGGUUAAACUUGAAUCUGAUGGUAGAAUUAGAAAACUUGUCAUUCAGAAUGCAGAGUUAAAGGAUGGAGGCAAUUACAUUUGCGAAGCAGCCGGAGAGAAACUGAUUUUCCAUAUUGAGGUUACAGAACUGGAAGCCGGAUUUGCCAAUAAAGAUUCAGUUCAGAAAGAAGUAAAAGUUUGCCAGUCAGAGAAUGCUAUUCUCAGCUGUGAAAUGUCACAGUCCAAAACUGAGGUCAAAUGGUUCAGAGAUGGAAAACUACUCAGUCAGAGUAAAAAGAUGAAACUUGAAUCUGAUGGUAAAAUUCGAAAGCUUAUCAUUCAGAAUGUGCAGUCAAAAGAUGGCGGCGACUACAUAUGUGAAGCAGGUGGAGAGAAACUGACCUUCAAUAUUCAGGUUACAGAACCAAAACCUGUAUUUGCCAAUAAAGAACUCGUUCAGAAAGAGUUAAAGGUCCGAGCAUCAGACAAUGCUAUUCUCAGCUGUGAAGUGUCCCAACUUAAAACUGAGGUCAAAUGGUCCAAAGGUGGAAAAAUUCUCAGUUCCAGUCAGAAAGUUAAACCUGAAUCUGAUGGUAAAAUUCGAAGACUUAUUAUUCAGAAUGCAGAGUUACAGGACGGAGGCAAUUAUAUCUGCGAAGCAGCUGGAGAGAAAUUGAUUUUCCAUGUCGAGGUUACAGAACUUGAAACAGGAUUUGCCAAUAAAGAUUCUGUUCAGAAGGUUGUGAAAGUUCAACAGUCAGAGAAUGCAACUCUUAGCUGUGAAGUGUCACAGUCCAAAACUGAGGUCAAAUGGUUCAGAGAUGGAAAACUGCUCAGUCGGAGUAAAAAGAUGAAACUUGAAUCUGAUGGUAAAAUUCGAAAGCUUAUCAUUCAGAAUGUGGAGCCAAAAGAUAGAGGUGAAUACGUAUGUGAAGCAGUUGGAGAAAAACUGACCUUCAGCAUUCAGGUCACAGAGUUACCCAUCUUGUUUACGAAGAAGCUGGAAAAUGUAAAUGCACUGUGCAAUGAUACGGUUGUGCUUACAUGUGAAUUAAAUCAAGCAAAGAGUGAUGUCCUGUGGCGACGAAAUGGAACAGAAAUCAAACCAAGCCGUAGGCUAAAAAUACGGGCAGAUGGUCAGAAGCGAAGUUUGACCAUUUGUGAAGUAACUACUGAGGAUGAGGGAGAAUACCUUUGCGAAUCAAAGGAUGAUGUUACAACUGCUAAAUUGACCACCAAAGUUCCAAAGGUUAUUAAGUUUGAAAGUGAGCUUCACAGUGUAGUUGCUGUGGAAGGAGAGGAUGCUGCCUUUAAAUGCACUGUGUCUCACGAAGAUGCUGCAAUUACUUGGUAUAAGAAUGGAGUCAAAAUUGAACCAAGUGAGAAAUAUGUUAUAUCAUGUGAAAGAACCAACCAUGGUUUGACCAUUACAAACCUGAUACUGAAGGAUGCGUGUGAAAUUUCUGCACAAGCUGAAAAUGUAAAAACAACUGCCAAGCUUCAAGUUCAAGAAGCUCCAGCCUUGUUUACAAAGAAAUUGGGGAACCUGACAGUUGAAGAAAAAGAUACAGCCAUUUUGGAAGUGGAACUCUCCAAACCUUGUGGUGAAGUUAAAUGGAUGAAAAAUAAUAUCAUCAUUCAGCCUGAUGGAAAAAUAGAUAUUAAGGUCGAUGAAAACAAGCAGACCCUUACCAUUAAAAAUGUGAGCUUUGCUGACCGUGGAAAUUACUCCUGUGAAACACUUCAUGAAAAGACAAAAGCAAAAUUGAAUGUUGAAAUGAGAAAAAUUAAACUGAUCAAAGGAUUGGGAGAAAUGAAAGUACAUGAGAGAGGAACUUGCACUUUCGAAAUUGAGCUGUCCCAUGAAGAUGUGGAAACAACCUGGUUGAAGGACAAUGUCAGAAUGAAAUCAGGAGCCAAUUGCAGGAUUACCACAUUGGGCAAGAAGCAUGCCCUGACAUUGUCCAAUUUGAAGAUUGAAGAUUCAGGGCUGGUUAGUUUCAAAGCUGAAGACAUACGCACAUCUGGAAGACUGAUUGUAACAGAGCCUCCAGUGACUUUUUCCAAAGCUUUAGAAGAUAUCAAAGUUCCAGAGAAAGACAAAGUUAUUUUUGAAUGUGAACUCUCAAGAGCCAAUGCAGAAGUUAAAUGGUUUAAGGAUGAUGUGGAGAUUAAACCAGGGAAAGGAUAUAGCCUUAUAUCUAAAGGAAGGCAAAGAAGCCUGAUCAUUCACCGUUGUGGAAAUGAACACCAAGCACAAUACACAUGUGAUGCGGUGGAUUGCAAGUCAACAGCCAUGCUUACUGUCCAUGCUCGCGACAUCAAAAUAAUCAGGCCCUUGGAAGACCUCGAAGUGAUUGAACAAGAGAGUGCUGCCUUCUUAUGUGAAAUCUCGCAUGAUGAAGUCGAUUGUCAGUGGUUAAAGAAUGAUGUAAAAAUUAGGGCUGGGGAAAACGUGAAAAUUCGUCAGGAAGGAAGGAACCAUAUUCUGUUCUUUAAAUCAGCAAAAACUGAAGAUGCUGCAGAGAUCAAGUUUGUUGCUGAAAGUGCUGCUUCCAAAGCUUUCCUUCGAGUUAAAGAAUUGCCAGUUAAAAUUGUGAAACCCUUGAAGGAGAAAAUUGGCAUAGAGAACCAUCGUGUAAUUUUUGAAUGCAAGGUUUCCAGACCAAAUGCUGCUGUCAAAUGGUAUUGCAAAGGCAAAGAAGUUCAUCCCAGUAAAAAAUAUGAGAUUGUGAGUGACGAUGUGUACAGGAAACUCACAAUUAAUAAUGUCGCUUUUGGAGAUGAAGGCAGCUACAUGUGUGAUGCCAUAGAUGACAAAACUACAGCAAUGUUAUAUGUAGAAGAGCAAACAAUUACCAUCACUAAACAGCUAUGUGAUGUGGAAGUGACAGAGCCAAAUGAUGCCUGUCUUGAGUGUGAGCUUUCAAUUGCUGAUGUAAAGCCUCCAAAAUGGAUACUAAAUGGUGAAAUUCUUCAAGCUUCUGAAGAUGUGGACAUUGAACAUUGUGGCAUUAUUCAUCGUUUAACUCUGAAAAAAACAAAUUGUAAAAUGACUGGCUUGCUGCAGUUUAUUGCAGGGAAAUCAAAAUCUGAGGCAAGGCUGACCAUUAAAGAGCCCCCAACAGAGGUAGUCAGACAGCUACAGAACAUUACAGUUGAAGAGAGGAACUCUGCUACUUUGAGCUGUGAGUUUACGCCUACGCCCAAGGUGGUUAGAUGGUACAAAGACCAGAACUUAAUCAAAUCUUCUGACCGAUACAAAUUCAGCCAAAAUAAGAAUGAGUUAGAACUUACCAUUUCAAAUCUCAAACCCGAAGACUCUGGUGAAUAUAGCUGCAAGUCAAGUAAUGCACAGACCACAGCCAUGCUCACAGUUGAAGCUCUAAAAAUAAAAAUAAUAAAACAUUUUGAAGACAUAGAUACUGAGGAGGACAGCAAUCUAGUUUAUUCGUGUGAGUUGUCUCAUGAUGUUGAAGAUGUUCAGUGGUAUCUAAACGAUACCCCCUUACACUCAAAUGAAUUCAAUGAGAUAAAGAAACAAGGAAAGAGACACACGUUAAUUCUGAAAGGUGUAACACUUGAUGAUACAGGAACGGUUAUGCUGAAAGUGAGAGAUGUGACAGAAAAAGCACAGCUGAAUGUUCGAGAAAAGCCGGUGGUGUUCAUGAAAUCCUUGGAUGACAUCGUUGGGGAAGAGAGAGGAAUGAUAACACUGGAGUGUGAAGUAUCAAAGCCCAAAGCCAAUCCUGUCUGGAAAAAAGAUGAUGUGGUUCUUGGUUCAAGUGACAAAUAUGAAUUACUACAUGCUGGAAAAACACUUUGCCUCAUAGUACAUGACCUGAAUAAAAGUGAUGCUGGACUGUAUACUUGUGACAUAGGCAGCGACAAAGCAAGUGCUAAAGUCUCCAUCCAAGAUCUGAAUAUUGGAAUCACAAAACGACUAAAGAGCACAGAGAUUAAAGAAGGAGAAAAUGGAUCUUUUGAAUGCAUUCUUUCUCAUGAAAGCAUUGACGAAUAUUACUGGACUGUAAAUCGGCUGUUAGUGGAAGGCAAUGAACGAUUUGAGGCAUUUAAUAUUGGCCGAAAAUACAUCCUCAAUAUUAAGGAGGCAGCUCUUUCAGAUGCUGGAGAAGUUAUUUUCCAUGUGCGCAAUCUCAGCUCGAAAGCCUCAUUGAUGGUAAAAGAAAAACCAGCAGAAAUCAAAAAACAACUUGAGAACUUAGUGGCAAUAGUAGGUGAAGAGAUUGAACUGAGCUGUGAAACCUCCAAGCCUGAUUCUUCAGUGAAGUGGUUUAAGGAUGACAAAAGAAUUAGAAAGAGUCAUAGAUAUGAAAUAUCUCAGCAAGGAGCUGUAAACAAAUUGAUAAUUCAUCAAGUCACUACAAAGGACUCAGGAGAGUAUGCAUGUGGGACAGAGACUUCUAAAACCACAGCUACUGUCAUUGUAAAUGAGGUAGUAAAUCGAUUUACCAAGGAAUUACAUGACAUAAAAACUGAAGAGAAAGGAACCACAGUUUUUGAAUGUGAAACAGAACAGAUAGCAGACAAGGUUGUGUGGAGAAAAGGGAUGGCAGAAAUCAAGCCAAACAAGAAGUAUGAAUUGAAUCAGGAUGGCAUUUUACUAAGCCUUACAAUUAAUCAGCUUGAGAAGAUUGACAGUGACCACUACACAUGUGACAUUGGUAAUGCACAAUCAAGAGCUCACCUGACAGUUGCAGGUCAGAAAGUCCGAAUAGUUGAAGAUCUUGAAGAUAUUGAAGUCCUUGAAGGUGAAUCAGCAACAUUUAAGUGCAAAAUAUCGCCACCGGAUUAUGGCAACAUUCAUUGGUUCCUGGAUAAAACACCUCUACACAGCAAUGAUGUGAACGAAAUUAAAUCACUCGAGGAUGGCUAUCACAUUUUAACAGUUAAAAAACUUUCAGUGAAAGAUUCUGGCAAUAUAACGUUUGAAGCUGGCGAUAAGAAAACCUCUGCUGCGUUGACAGUGAAAGCCUUGCCUGUGCUUUUCAAACAAGAACUUCAGAAUGAAGAAGCUGAAGAAAAUGGUACUGCCACACUGCGCUGUGAGCUUACCAAACCCGGUGCUUCAGUAGAAUGGAAAAAGGGAUCUGUAAUACUUUGCUCAAGUGAGAAGCAUGAAAUGAAACAGAAAGGUGCUAUCACUGAAUUGUCAAUCCACAAUCUGAAAAUAGAAGACACUGGAACAUAUAUAUGUGAUACCGGAGAUCAACAGACCAAGGCUUGCCUAAAAGUAAAGGCCUUGCCUGUGCUUUUCAAACAAGAACUUCAGAAUGAAGAAGCUGAAGAAGAUGGUACUGCCACCCUGCGCUGUGAGCUUACCAAAUCCGGUGCUUCAGUAGAAUGGAAAAAGGGAUCUGUAAUACUUUGCCCAAGUGAGAAGCAUGAAAUGAAACAGAAAGGUGCUAUCACUGAAUUGUCAAUCCACAAUCUGAAAAUAGAAGACACAGGAACAUAUAUAUGUGAUACCGGAGAUCAACAGACCAAGGCUUGCCUAAAAGUAAAGGCCUUGCCUGUGCUUUUCAAACAAGAACUUCAGAAUGAAGAAGCUGAAGAAAAUGGUACUGCCACACUGCGCUGUGAGCUUACCAAACCCGGUGCUUCAGUAGAAUGGAAAAAGGGAUCUGUAAUACUUUGCCCAAGUGAGAAGCAUGAAAUGAAACAGAAAGGUGCUAUCACUGAAUUGUCAAUCCACAAUCUGAAAAUAGAAGACACAGGAACAUAUGUAUGUGAUACCGGAGAUCAACAGACCAAGGCUUGCCUAAAAGUAAAGGCCUUGCCUGUGCUUUUCAAACAAGAACUUCAGAAUGAGGAAGCUGAAGAAAAUGGUACUGCCACACUGCGCUGUGAGCUUACCAAACCCGGUGCUUCAGUAGAAUGGAAAAAGGGAUCUGUAAUACUUUGCUCAAGUGAGAAGCAUGAAAUGAAACAGAAAGGUGCUAUCACUGAAUUGUCAAUCCACAAUCUGAAAAUAGAAGACACUGGAACAUAUAUAUGUGAUACCGGAGAUCAACAGACCAAGGCUUGCCUAAAAGUAAAGGCCUUGCCUGUGCUUUUCAAACAAGAACUUCAGAAUGAGGAAGCUGAAGAAAAUGGUACUGCCACACUGUGCUGUGAGCUUACCAAACCCGGUGCUUCAGUAGAAUGGAAAAAGGGAUCUGUAAUACUUUGCCCAAGUGAGAAGCAUGAAAUGAAACAGAAAGGUGCUAUCACUGAAUUGUCAAUCCACAAUCUGAAAAUAGAAGACACAGGAACAUAUAUAUGUGAUACCGGAGAUCAACAGACCAAGGCUUGCCUAAAAGUAAAGGCUCUUCCAGUACUUUUCAAACAAGUGCUUCAGAACGAGGAAGCUGAAGAAGGUAGUACUGCCACUCUACACUGUGAGCUUACGAAGCCUGAUGCUCCCUUACAGUGGAGAAAGGGAACUGUAGUGCUUCAUCCCAGUGACAAGUAUAAAGUAAAGCAAGAGGGUCCUGUUGCUGAACUGUUAAUCUGCAAUCUGAAACUAGAGGAUACGGGGGAAUAUACAUGUGAUUCAGGAGAUCAACAAACUACAGCUUCCCUCAAAGUGACAGUUCUUCCAGUGCUUUUCAAGAAGAAGCUUCAGAAUAAAGAGCAUAAAGAAGGGAGUGUGGCUACAUUGCAGUGUGAGCUGACGAAACCUGAUGCCCCUGUAAAAUGGAAAAAGGGAUCCAUGCUACUUGAUGCUAAUGACAAAUAUGAAAUGAAGCAAAAAGGUUCAAACGUUGAGCUCAUUAUUCAUGACAUAAAACUUGAAGAUGCUGGACAAUACACCUGUGACUCUGGGGAUGAACAGACAACUGCCUCCUUAAAAGUAAAAGCCCUGCCUGUACUUUUCAAACAAGAACUUCAGAGUAAAGAAGCUGAAGAAGGCAGUACAGUGUCAUUGUGUUGUGAGGUUACGAAACAUGAUGCACCCGUUCAGUGGAAAAAAGGAUCUUCAAUACUUGACUCAAGUAACAAGUAUGAAAUGAAGCAAGAAGGUUCCAUUAUUGAGUUGCAUAUUCACAACCUAAAACCAGAAGAUGCGGGAGAAUAUACCUGUGAUUCAGGGGAUCAACAGACCACAGCCUUCUUAAAAGUAAAAGCCUUGCCUGUACUUUUCAAGAAAGAGCUGCAUAAUCAGGAGGUCGAAGAGGACAGUACUGCCAAGCUGAUCUGUGAGGUCACCAAACCUGAUGCCCCAGUGAAAUGGAGAAAGGGAUCAAUGCUGCUUGAGCCAAGUAGCAAGCAUGAAAUGAAGCAAAAAGGCCCCUGUGUUGAGUUGCUUAUUCACAGCCUAAAAUUAGAAGAUGCUGGAGAAUAUACCUGUGAUUCUGGAGAUCAACAGACCACUGCCUCCUUAAAAGUGAAGGCCCUGCCUGUACUUUUCAAACAAGAACUUCAGAGUAAAGAAGCUGAAGAAGGCAGUACAGUGUCAUUGUGUUGUGAGGUUACGAAACAUGAUGCUCCCGUUCAGUGGAAAAAAGGAUCUUCAAUACUUGACUCAAGUAACAAGCAUGAAAUGAAGCAAGAAGGUUCCAUUAUUGAGUUGCAUAUUCACAACCUAAAACCAGAAGAUGCGGGAGAAUAUACCUGUGAUUCAGGGGAUCAACAGACCACAGCCUUCUUAAAAGUAAAAGGCAUUUCUGAGGGAAUUUCUCGUACAGUGGCCCAUCAGAAGAUACUGAUUGUUGCCUUGCCUGUACUUUUCAAGAAAGAGCUUCAUAAUCAGGAGGUUGAAGAGGACAGUACUGCCAAGCUGAUCUGUGAGGUCACCAAACCUGAUGCCCCAGUGAAAUGGAGAAAGGGAUCAAUGCUGCUUGAGCCAAGUAGCAAGCAUGAAAUGAAGCAAAAAGGCCCCUGUGUUGAGUUGCUUAUUCACAGCCUAAAAUUAGAAGAUGCUGGAGAAUAUACCUGUGAUUCUGGAGAUCAACAGACCACUGCCUCCUUAAAAGUGAAGGCCCUUCCUGUGCUUUUCAAACAAGAGCUUCAGAGCAAAGAAAUUGAAGAAGAUAGUACUGCCAUUCUCAACUGUGAGAUUUCAAAACCAGGUGCCCCAGUGGAAUGGAGGAAAGGAUCUGUGGUGCUUCAUCCCAGCGACAAACAUGAAAUGAAGCAGAAAGGCUCCUGUGUUGAAUUACUUAUUCAUAACCUAAAAGCCGAAGAUGCUGGAAAGUAUACAUGCGAUUCAGAGGAUCAGCAGACAAUGGCCUUCCUAAAAGUAAAAGCCCUUCCUGUGCUUUUCAAACAAGAGCUUCAGAAUAAGGAAGCUGAAGAAGACAGUACUGCUAUUCUGCACUGUGAGAUUUCAAAACCAGAUGCCCCAGUGGAAUGGAGGAAAGGAUCUGUGGUGCUUCAUCCAAGUGAGAAGCAUGAAAUGAAGCAGACGGGUUCCUGUGUUGAGUUGGUCAUUCAUAGCCUAAAAGUCGAAGAUGCUGGAAAAUAUACAUGUGAUUCAGGGGAUCAAAAGACAACUGCAUCAUUAAGAGUGAAGGUUCUACCUGUGCUUUUCAAAGAGGAGCUUCAGAAUGUGGAGGCUGAAGAGGGUAGUACUGCUACUCUUCACUGUCUGAUCAGUAAACCCAAUGCUCCAGUGAAAUGGAGGAAAGGAUCUCUUCUAAUUCAACCAAAUGAAAAGUAUGAAAUGAAGCAAAAAGGUCCAUAUGUUGAGCUGCUGAUUCACAGUCUAAAAGUAGAAGAUGCUGGAGAAUAUACAUGUGAUUCAGGGGAUCAGCAGACGACAUCUUCCUUAAAAGUGAAGGUUCUUCCUGUACUUUUCAAACAAGAGCUUCAAAAUGAAGAAGCUGAAGAGGAUAGUACUGCCAUACUAUGCUGUGAGGUUACUAAACCUAAUGCCUCAGUGGAAUGGAGAAAGGGAUCCGUGGUACUUCAUCAAAGUGAGAAGUAUGAAAUUAAACAAAAAGGCCCUUGCCAUGAGUUGCUCAUUCAUCACCUAAAACUAGAAGAUGCUUCUGAAUAUACCUGUGAUUCUGGGGAUCAACUGACCAGAGCCUCUUUAAAAGUGAAUGCACUGCCUGUAUUUUUCAAACAAGAGCUUCAGAAUGAGGAAGCUGAAGAGGGUGGCACCGCCACUUUACGCUGUGAGAUUACGAAAUCUGAUGCCCCCGUAAAAUGGAGGAAGGGAUCGCUAGUACUUAAUCCAAGUGACAAGUAUGAAAUGAAACAAGAAGGCUCCAUUUGUGAUUUGCUUAUUCACAGCCUAAAACCAGAAGAUGGUGGAGACUAUACCUGUUAUUCUAGAGAUCAACAAACUACCGCCUCUUUAAGAGUGAAGGCGAUGCCUGUACUUUUCAAACAAGGACUUCAGAACGUUGAAGCUGAAGAGGAUAGUACUGCUGCUCUAUACUGUGAAGUUACUAAACUUAAUGCCUCAGUGGAAUGGAGGAAGGGAUCAGUAGUACUUCACCCCAGUGACAAGUACAAACUGAAGCAAGAAGGUUCAAGCAUUAAGCUGCUGAUUCACAAACUGAAGCUUGAAGAUGCUGGUGAAUAUACCUGUGAUUCUGGGGAUCAACAGACCACUGCAUCAUUAAAAGUAAAGGCUUUGCCUGUGCUUUUCAAGCAAGAGCUUCAGGACACAGAAGCUGAAGAGAAUAGCUCUGCCAUCCUGAGCUGUGAGAUUACUAAACCUGAUGCUCCAGUGGCAUGGCGGAAGGGAUCUAUAGUACUUUACCCAAGUGACAAAUAUGACAUGAUGGUAAAAGGUUCCUCUAUUGAACUGCUUAUUCGCAAUAUAAAACCUGAAGAUAGAGGGGAGUAUACCUGUGAUUCUGGUGAUCAGAAGACCACUGCCUCUUUGAAAGUGAAGGCUCUGCCUGUGUUUUUCACACAAGAACUUGAGAACACAGAAGCUGAAGAGGGUAGUAUGGCCACUUUGUGCUGUGAGAUUACCAAACCUGAUGCUCCAAUGGAAUGGAGGAAAGGCAUUGUAUUACUUCAAUCAAGUGAUAAGUAUGAAAUGAAGCUUGAAGGUUCCUGCAUUCAGUUGUUUAUACACAACCUAAAACUAGAAGACCAAGGAGAAUAUACCUGUGAUUCUGGGGACCAGAAGACUACUGCAUUUCUAAAAGUGAAAGCCUUGCCAGUGCUUUUCAAACAAGAACUUCAGAAUGUGGAGGCAGAAGAGGGUGGUACAGCCAAAUUGCACUGUGAGCUUACUAAACCUGAUGCUGCAGUAGAAUGGCGAAAAGGAUCAGUGGUACUCCUGCCAUGUGGAAAAUAUGAAAUGAAGCAACAAGGUCCCAUUGUAGAAUUGUUCAUCUGUGAUGUAGAACCGGAAGAUGCUGGUGAAUACACGUGUGAUUCUGGCGAUAAACAAACCUCUGCUUCUCUAAAUGUAAAAGCCCUGCCUGUGCUGUUCAAAAAAGAGUUACAAAAUGAAGAAGCUGAAGAGAGUAAUGUGGUCACCUUGCAUUGUGAAAUUACUAAGCCUGGUGCUCCAGUAGAAUGGAGAAAAGGAUCUUUAAUUCUUCAUCCUAGUGACAAGUACGAAAUGAAACAGGCUGGUGCCAUUGUCCAGUUAUUAAUCCACAACGUUAAUGUGGAAGAUACUGGUGAAUAUACCUGUGAUUCUGGGGACCAACAGACUACUGCCUACUUGAAAGUUAAUGCUGCACCAAUCACCUUGCAAAAAGAACUACAGAGCAUAGAAGUGGAGGAGUAUGACACAGGGACCCUACAUUGUGAACUAUCAAAACCUAAUGUCCCCGUUACCUGGAGGAAAGGAUCAUUGUUGAUCUCUCCAAACGAGAAGUAUGAAAUGAAACAGGAAGGUCCUAUACAAAUAUUGCAGAUUCAUGACUUAAAAUCGGAAGAUGCAGGAGAGUAUACUUGUUCUUUUGGGGAUCAGCAAACUACAGGUUCCGUAACUGUGAAAGUCUUGCCUGCACUUUUCAAGCGAUGGCUUCAGAAUGUGGAAGUGGAAGAAGGCCACACUGCCACACUGCACUGUGAACUCACUAAAUCUGAUGUCUCAGUAGAAUGGAGAAAGGGAUCUGUGGUGCUUCAACCAAAUGACAAGUAUGAAAUGAAACAGAACGGUCCCAUUGCUGAGUUAUUAAUUCACAAUCCGAAGGUAGAAGAUGCUGGAGAAUAUACCUGUGAUUCUGGCGAUCAACAGACCACUGCGUCCUUAAUUGUCACAGAGCCAGAUGUAACGAUUGUUGAUGGUUUGAAAAACGUGGAAGUAGUUGAAGGUGCAGAUGCUUUGUUUGAAUGUAAAGUCUCCCAUGAGAAUGCACAAGGUGUUCAGUGGGUUCUGGGAGGAAUUGAACUGCAGAAUAAUGAAAUGAAUGAAAUUGCAGUGCAGAAUGGCAAUAUUCACACCAUGCUGUUGAGGAAAGUCACACCGGAUGACACUGGUGCUGUGAUCUUCAAGAUUGGGAAGUACAUUUCUUCAGCACAACUUAAUGUCAAAGCUAUUCCAACAACUUUCACUCAACUGCUUCAAAACAUGGAAGUGAAUGAGGUUGAAACAGUGACUUUAACAUGUACACUCUCACAAGCCAAUGUUCCAGUUGUAUGGAAGAAAGGAUUAACAACAAUUUCUCAAAGUGAGAAAUAUGAAAUCAAGCAGCAAGGUUGUGUACAUAUGUUAUGCAUAUGUGACCUGAAGCCAGAGGAUUCAGGUGAAUAUACCUGUGUUUCUGGGGAUCAGCAAACCACAGCUUCCUUAACAAUAAAAGUAUCGGAAGUUAAAAUUGUUGAAUGCCUAAAGGAUGUAACGGUCUUUGCUAAUGAAACCGCUGUGUUUGAGUGCCGAGUAUACCCUGAAAAUUUUGCCGAUGUACAGUGGUGCUUGGGAGACACCCCUUUACAACCUAAUGAAAUGAAUGAAAUAUCUGUUGAACAUGGAAUGAUUCACACUCUGAAAUUAAAGAAUGUCACUCAGGAUGACUCUGCUACUGUAACCGUUAAAGUUGGAAAACACACUUCCUCUGCAAAACUUCUAGUUAAAGCUGCACCUAUAUACUUUAUAAAGAAACUGCAAAGCCAGGAGGGAGAUGAAGGUGGCAUGCUAACGCUGCACUGUGAACUCACUAAGGCUGGUGUCCCAGUCACAUGGAGGAGAGGAGACCAAAAGCUUUGUCAUGGUGACAAGUAUGAACUGUUUCAAAAAGGCUCUGCUCUUGAAUUGUUAAUCCACAAUCUGAAGCAAGAGGAUGCUGGAGAAUAUACUUGUGAUUCUGGUGAUGACCAAACAACAGCUAUUCUGACUGUCAAAGCUUUACCUGCCUAUUUCAAACAAGAGCUUAAGAAUGAGGAAGCUGAAGAAGGUCACACAGUCACACUGCGCUGUGAACUUUCUAAACCUGAUGCUUCUGUGGAAUGGAGAAAGAGACUUGCAGUGCUUCAACCAAGCGACAAGUAUGAAAUGAAGCGAAUUGGUGCCAUUGCUGAGUUGUUAAUCCACAAUGUGAAACAAGGAGAUGCUGGCAGAUAUAGUUGUUAUUCUGGAAAUCUACAAACAACAGCCUCCUUAACUGUUAGAGAAUCAGAAAUAAAAGUUGUUUCUGGUUUAAAGAAUACUGAUGUCUUUGCUGGUGAGUCAGCCACAUUUAGUUGCGUGCUUUCACACAAGGAGGUGGAAAAUGUGCAAUGGUGGUUGGAUGGGUCACCCUUGCAGAACAAUGAUCUGAAUGAGAUAUCCGUUCAAGAUGGAAAUAUCCAUACAUUGACGUUACAAAGCCUGGGAACUGAUGACUCGGGAACGGUGACUUUUAAGGCUGGGACACUUAUUUCUUCAGCAAAAUUAUUAGUUAAAGCAAAGCAACCUGAUAUUCUCGAAGGGCUGGAAAAUGUAGAUACAUCAGAAGGCGGUGAAGCUUUGUUUGAAUGCCACUUGUCCAGGCCAGAGUUACAUGAUUACAAGUGGCUGAUGGAUGACAUUGCCAUUACACAGUCUGAAAAUGUAGAAAUGGCAAUCCUUGAAGCUGGAAAACGACAUCUGUUACUGUUAAAGAACUUAAUUCCCUCAGACAGCUGUCGAGUGACCUUUGUAUCUGGAAAUGCCAUGUCAUCAGCCUAUCUAACUGUUAAAGGAUGGCACAUUAGCAUUUUGCAGAAUUUGAGCGAUACUGAAGUGCUCCGAGGUAAUGCUGCUGAAUUUGAGUGUGUAUUGAAUGAAGUGGUCCCUACUACUGAAGUGAGCUGGUAUCUGAAUGAAACUGAUAUCCAAUCAGAUGAACAUUGGGAAACUAAGGCAGAAAAGAACACUCACAAACUCAUACUGAAGAAUGCCCAAUUUAAUCAUUCUGGAGAAAUAACAUUUGCUUCAAGAGAUGCCAUUACAUCAGCAAAACUAACUGUUAUUGGCCUUCCUGACCCUCCUGAGGAUCCAGAGGUCGUUAGAAAGAACCACCAAUCUGUCACCCUCUCUUGGUUCACACCAUUGAGCAAUGGUAGUAGUGUUAUACUAGGCUACCAUGUUGAGAUGAAGCCCGCUGACAGCGACUGCUGGUUGCCAUGUAAUACAAAAGUGAUUGAAGAGAUGGAGUUCACUGUUGAUAAUCUAAUACCGGGCACUGGAUACAGAUUCCGUGUUUCAGCUCUGAACCGGGCUGGUGCCGGGGAACCUGUUCAUUUACCACAGACGGUUCUGCUGGAGGCUCCUGUGGCUGUCACCAUUCCUCUUUCUAACAUUACUAUAAAGAAUGGAGAAUCUGGCAAACUGGAAUGUGAAUUUUCCACUGAAUGUAUUAAUGUGAUAUGGCUCAAGAAUGAUCAGCACAUUGAAGCAAGCAGCAAAUAUGAGAUUAUUUCUGACAAAAAGAAAUACUAUCUGAUUAUUCACAAUUGCAGUGCUGAGGAUGAAGGGAGGUACACCUGUAUGGUGUCCUCAGAUAUAAAAACAUCUGCUGAAGUCUGUUUGGAUGUUACAAUACCACCCAUUCCAGCCCAAGAUUGGGAAAUUCCACAGGAGCAAGAUAAAGUUACUGUUGAACUAAUAGACGGGGAAGAGAUUCCUCCCAAACCAAGCUUGCCACCCGAGGCAGCGCAAGAAGGUGACUUGCAUCUUCUGUGGGAAGCCUUGGCCAAGAAGCGAAGAAUGAGUCGAGAGCCAACACUUGAUUCCAUCAGUGAAGUACCAGAAGAAGAUGACAAAGCUCAGAAGCGAAGGCUACAGAAAGCUAUGGAAAUUGAAGAUUUUUCUACAGAUGAAAUGUCUAGAACAUGUGAUUCUUAUACAAGUUCUGAUGACGAGUCAAGAUCUGGUACUCCAUCCCUUGUUCAUUACCUGAAAAAGGCAGGAAAAUCAACCAUAACCAUAGCUGGAAAAGUGCAAACUAUUUCCACAAACAAAUUUUGGAAACACUGGGAGACUUCAACCUCUGAACCUGACCUAUUACAAGAUGUACCUGUCAUAGAAGAAGACCCAUCUCUUGUUGAAGCUGCUACAAAAAUCCAGGCUGCAUUUAAAGGUUAUAGGACUAGGAAGGAACUUAAACAGCAAGUCACACCUGUGUUUGCUGAAGUUUUUAAAUCUCAGAUAAGUAAACUAGGUCAAACUAUCCAUCUUGAGUGUGUGGCCCAGAGUAAAUCUGAAAUCAAGGUGCGGUGGCUCAAAGAUGGAGAAGAAAUUGUUGAUGGAAAGCAUUACCACAUUGAUAAUUAUAGUGAUGGAACUUGCUCCUUAAUUAUUGCAAGUGUGGAACAAAAAGACACUGGAACAUAUACUUGUGAGGCUUCCAACAAGUUUGGUACAACUUCUCACAGUGGAAAAAUUACCGUCAGUAGUGAUGCAAAGGAAACAGUUAAGAAGGUCAAACAAGGCAUUGGUAUAAAGUACAGCACUGACAGUGAACCAGAAAGUUCUUCAGGAAGUGAUGUUGAUGAUGCUUUCCGUAGAGCAGGCAAACGACUUCAUAGACUUUUGCAUUCGAAACUGUCUUUUGAGUUUUCUGACGUGGAAGAAGAGUUUUUUGUUAGUGCUGAUGAAGGAGAUGAAGAUAUCUUGGACAAACAGACUUACCAUGAGGAUGAAAAUUACAUUUAUAUAAAGUUUGAUACUUUGACUGAGGCUGAAAUGGCAGCAACCAGAUUUAAGGAAAUAUUUAUUGGUCAAGGAAUUCCUGUUCACAUUGAUAUCUGCGAGGAAGGAAGCAGAGUUGAAAUUCGGAUUAAGAAAGUUUCUCGGCCCCCUGCUGCAAUUGGAGAAGAUCAGACCAAUAGGGAAGAGGGAUUACAUGAUAGUCUUGUUGAGUCUGCACCCCAUGUUGUAUCUGAGCUCCAAAACCAGGACGUUCAAGAAGGCUACCCUGUCAGUUUUGAUUGCAUGAUAGCUGGAUAUCCACCUCCAGCAGUUCGAUGGUUUAAGGAUGGGAAGCUGAUUGAGGAGAAUGAUCAUUAUAUGAUCAACGAAGACCAGGAUGGAUGCCAUCAACUUAUUUUAACAUCUGUGAUUUUGAGUGAUAUGGGAGUGUAUAGAUGUGUGGCAGAAAACUACAUUGGCGUUACUUCGACAAAGGCAGAGCUAAGAGUCGACAUUAGCAGCUCAGACUAUGAUACAGCAGAAGCCACCGAGACAUCUUCCUACGUCAGUGCCCAAGCUUCUCUUACACGGGAGCAGAAUUUGGAAGGUGUGGAAUCACAGGCUGAAGAAGAACAGCUACCUCAGAUCAUAGAGGAGCUUCAUGAUGUCUUUGUUACUGUUGGAGCUCCAAUAGUAAAACUACAAAUUAAAAUUAAAGGUUACCCAAUCCCUCGUGUUUAUUGGUUUAAAAAUGGUAAACCUCUGCGUGCCACAGAUGCAAUUCUGAUGACUGACAAUAAAGGAGAUCAUUCACUAGAAAUUCUAAAUGUUUCCAAAGAAACUGGUGGUGAAUAUGCAGCUUACAUCAGCAAUUCAUCAGGCUCUGCCUAUACAUCUGCUAUCAUACACGUUCAAAGCCCCGGAGAAGAGAUUGAGAAGCGUAUGCCUGAAGAAAAGUCAGAAAAACUGGAGAAGCUAAUUCCACCAAGAUUCCUGGAAAAGUUCACAAGCAAGAAUGUAAAGAAAGGAACGAGCAUUACCUUAACUGUCAGGGUCGAAGGAUCUCCAAUACCUGAUAUAACGUGGCUUAAAGAGGAGACAGUGGAAGAUGUUGUCUGGAUUAAACAAGAUACACCAGGUUAUAAAUUGGCCAGCUCAAAUAUGCAGCACAGUCUAAUCCUGCUGGAUAUAGGGAAAGAGUACACUGGAGUCUACACCUGUAUUGCUACAAACAAGGCUGGCCAGUCCAUCUGCUCUGCUCACCUGGAUGUUGUAGAUGAAGUCGAAGCUUCAACAGAAGAAACCACAACUUUGAAAGAAGCUAUUAUGCAAACAUUCCUACACGGACCACAAGAAACUGACCAUAAAGGACCAGAGAAAAAUCAGAGAGAAAUACUAACAGAAGUCAGCAAAGAAGUUUCUACAACCACAGCUUUCCCGCAUUUUUCACUAGCAGAUGUUGGCACGGAAGAAUUCCUGCAGAAAUUAUCAUCUCAGAUCACGCAAAUGGUCUCUGCAAAAAUCACCCAAGCUUCACUUCGUGUUCCUGGAGCAGAAAGUGAUGAGGAAGCAAAGACUCCAUCUCCAUCUCCACGUCAUGGUAGAUCCAGGCCUUCUUCUAUUGUCAACGAAUCCUCCUCCGAGUCUGAAGAUGCAGAAACCAGAGGCGAGGUUUUUGACAUUUAUGUGGCUACAGCAGACUACAACCCACUACCAACUGAGAAAGAGUCCAUUCACCUUAAAGAGCGGCAAUAUGUGGAGGUUCUUGACUCUGCACACCCACUGAAAUGGCUGGUUAGGACCAAGCCUACUAAAACUACACCGGCCAGACAAGGUUGGGUAUCUCCUGCCUAUCUGGACAAAAGAUUGAAGUUCUCAACUGAAGUUGCACUAGAAAGCCCUGAAUUCUCCGGGGAGUUUGAAUCAGAAGAGGAGUACAGGAGAAAGUUAUACCUCCUUGUGCAGGACCUGAUUGCAACUGAAAAAGAGUUCACAAGAGAUUUAGAAUUCUUUGUCGAUCAUCAUGUCAAACAUAUCGAAACAUGUCCCCAUGUACCACCCUCAGUAGCAAAUAGCAAACAAACGAUUUUCCAAAAUAUUCAUGAAAUUGCUGAUUUCCACAUCAGCACCUUCCUGAAUGACCUUAUGAAAUGUCAGACAGAUGAUGAUAUUGCAUUAUGCUUCAUCAAGAACAGAGAUGGAUUUGAUAAAUACAUGCAAUACCUUGUUGGACGGGUACAGGCUGAAUCUCAUAUCAUGAACCCAGCUGUCCAAGACUUUUAUAAUAAAUACACAGAUGAAGUGUCAUCAGCACAGGACCCAUCAGAACCCCCAGUGUUACCUAUACAUGCUUAUUUAGAGAAACCUCCCAAUAGACUCUUGAAAUAUCAGAAUAUUCUCAAGGAGCUAAUUCGGAACAAAGCAAGAAAUAAUAAAAACUGUGCUCUGUUAGAGGAAGCAUAUGCUGUCGUGUCUGCUCUUCCCAAACGUGCUGACAACAACCUACAUGUUUCAAUGAUUGAAAACUAUCCAGGAACUUUGGAAUCUCUUGGUGACCCCAUCAGACAGGGACAAUUCAUUGUGUGGGAGGGUGCUCCUGGUGCAAGGCUGUCAUGGAAAGGUCACAAACGCAUUGUUUUUCUCUUCAAAAAUCAUUUGCUGAUUUGCAAACCAAAAAGAGACAGCAGGACAGAUACACAAUGCUACAUCUUCAAAAACCUGAUGAAGCUCACUAACAUCGAUGUGAAUGACUUUGUGGAAGGCGAUGAACGAUCUUUUGAAAUCUGGCACGAAAGAGAAGACUCAGUGCGUAAAUACACGCUCCAGGCCCGAACUGUGAAUAUAAAGAUUUCAUGGGUAAAAGACAUUAGUGGCAUACAGCAGCGUUUUAGUCUACCUGCCUGGAAUCCCCCUGAAUUUGUGGAGAAACUGGCAGAUUGUACUGCUGAAAUGGGACAAACAGUGAAACUGGCGUGCCUGGUUAUCGGAAAUCCCAAGCCAGUUGUCACAUGGUAUAAAGAUGGCAAGGCCGUGGAGGUUGACCCACAUCACAUUAUAAUAGAGGAUGAAGAUGGCUCCUGCACACUGAUCUUGGAUACCCUUACUGCUGCCGACUCAGGGCAGUAUAUGUGUUAUGCAGCCAGUGCUGCAGGAAAUGCCAGUACACUUGGAAAGAUUCUUGUACAAGUCCCUCCAAGGUUUGUCAGCCGCCUUAGAAACAUCCCAUUUAUUGAGAAUGAAGAUACACAGUUUGCAUGCACUAUUGAAGCUGCACCAGCCCCACAGAUAAGAUGGAGUAUUGAUGGUUCACCAUUAACAAAUAAAACAAAGUACCAGACUUUCUACGAUCCGCAGUUUGGAGUUGCAGUGCUGGUCAUCAAAAACACAGAAAAAAAUGAGCUUGGAAUCUAUGAAUGUGAAGUUACAAACAAGCUGGGUACAGCCAGAGAUGUUGCAGAGCUUUAUCUUCAGGCUCCUGUUCUGAUUCCAGAAAGGAAAGGAGACCAAGUUGUCAUGAUUGAAGUCACUGAACAAGAGACUAAAGUUCCCAAGAAAACCAUCAUCAUUGAGGAGACUAUUACAACAGUAGUCAAAAGCCCAAAGGUUAAACGACGCAGAUCUUCAAGUAUCUCCCCUGCAAGAUUGCCAAGAUCACAAGAAACAGUACCAGAAAUAGCUUUCUCAGCUAGACCCAAGAGGCCAACUCCUAAGCUUCAGCCUGAACCCAGAGAAACCCCCAUGAAAAAGCCACCUAUUCCUGCAGUUUUGAUAACAGAACCCGAAGAACAAGGCGCAGCUGCAAGACAUAUUUUUGUUAAAACUAAAGAACAAGAACAAAAGCCGAGUUGGAUAGAAGUUGAAGAAGUGAUUGAAUUCAAAGUUAAGCAAAGCACAAAACCUGAAAGGAAAAGAUCAGUGUCCCCUUCUACCCGCACCUUAUCUGAGCAUAGACAGGUCAGACAUAGAUCUUCAAGUCCAAGAUCUAAGCGACCUCUUACAUUUGACCCUAACAUAAACAACUCAAACAAUAAUCUGGUAGAACAAAUGCGAUCUUCUAUUUCAGAAGAAAAUCUAAACAAUGCAGAUGCUCAGUCUCUUGUCUGUGAAGCUGAGACUACCACAGAGAUUGAACCCAUCACAUCAGAUGACAUUAAUCUUGACUGUAUAUUAGACCAUUUUGCUGAUGCUUCUUAUGAAGCAUCUGCUCAUGCAGUGAAUGAAUACAAUAUUCAACCAAGUGUAAAUGAAGAUCAAUGCAAAUCUAAUACCCACCUGCUUGAAGUGGAAACACCACUUGUUGCACAUGUAGGUGAAACUAUUAUGUUAAGUUUUGAAACACCUGAACCCAUGGAUGAUGAACAGCUAUCCUUCAAAAAUCUAUCUGAUAUUAAAACAGCAUCUCCUUUGGCGGUUGUGGAUCUCCCAUUGGACAUUUCUGGUGAUGAAAUGGAGGAAUUUAAGCCAGAGCAUGAAGAAGAAAUAGAUACAGUAGAUGAAAAUGUCAUUAUUGAUGAAUCCCAUGAACCCAGCAGUGAUGAUCUAAUAAACAGGGACACCAAAAUUUUGACUCAUAAUGGCAAGUUAUUAACUUUGGAAGACCUUGAAGAUUACAUUCCUGCUCAAGGAGAAACCUACAAGUGUGAGGAUUCAGUUGACCAAGAUUUCCCAUCAGCUGCUAGUUCCAACGAGCCAUGUGAAAUUUCUGUUCUACAGGCAGAAAUAAAUGAACCUACAAUUGGCAAACCAGUUUUACUUAAUGUCGGGAGACCGGUUGUUCCUAAGAUGAAACCAAGUUAUUUGCAUCAGUUUGGAGAUCAACGACCUGGAGGCAUAUUCAUGUCAACAUCUCGAGUGACGGAAAUGCAUUCAGUGGGGCCAUCAAAUUUAUCAGUACAUGUCAGUGGAUCAUGUACUGAAUCAGUCAUCCACUCCUCAACAGCAACAGAGAAGAAACCACCAUUUGAAUUAAAAACAUCUUUUUGCACUGAAGUGCAGUGUUCUGUGGACAGUGGACAGCCAAGCUUUAAAACUGAAGUUUCUACAAGAACUCUUAACUAUGGAGAAACUGUCACUUUACAUAUCAAUAAGAAAGACCCACCAGAGGAGCCCAGCAAAAGCAAACAUGAUAAACUUAAAAAAUAAUCUUAUGAUGUGGGAGCAUCUCACCUAGUUUAAGAUGAAAUAUAGCAAAGGAGAAAAUGUAAUUAAUAAAGUAUUUCUAGUCUUAAGGGAGAACAUUUAGAAGAAGAACUUCUAAUAAAGUUAGUGCACACCAUUCCAAAUAAUGCAAAAGUUUCAAUAAAACUAUUGGACUUCCAAAUUUAUAAUAAACAUAAAUAUGUUAAGAAUUUACAAGAAAUCAUGCAGUCCUCUUCAUAGGUAUUAGUUUUCCAAGGAAUAUAAUUAAAGAUUAUUCAAAUGUUCUCUCUUUAGUUGGGUCUUGUGAUCACUGCAGAACCGACCAGUCAAACUGACAGUAUACUCAGUUUAAAUAAGUGUGUUAUCAUCACUGUGACUUCUUGGUUUCAUGCCAGUAUGAUCAAAAAUGCUGGAGUACACAAAGAGAUGUUGACACUGUCAUGCACCAUUAAAAUGCCUAAUUUAAAGGGAUAAGAAUUAUUUUGUGUUUUCAAAGGAAAACCGCAAUUAAUCAUUCUGGAUGUCAUAUCAAUCAUUGGAGUUUCUUAUUUUGAAAAUUUACAUCUGAUUUUGCUGAUUUGUCAGACAAUUUUUGCUGAUUUGGCAACGGACAAUCUUUUGUUGUCCCUUGUGGAUUAAGUGUUAACUCUGAGAAAAAAAAUAUACCAUGUAGAACUCAAUUUUGUAUUUUUGCAACAAUUUCAUCACAGUUCUACUAACUUUAUUGAGAAAUCGCCUUGUGGGUUGUCUAACGGAAGGACGUUAGGGGGUUGUAGUAUUCAACCAUUUUAGACUAAUGUUGCUCAAGCUAUGAGACAGGCAUGCACUUUUUUGCUGAAAUUGAUUGUCACUGAACCUCUGAUAAAACAUUUGUUGUCCCCAACUUUUCAAAAACAGUAAAAUAAUGGAAAGAAGAUCAUCAGAGCAAACAAAUAUUAGAUAAUGACAAUUAAUGUGGUGUGGCAAACUUUAGAUAACAUAGAACAUUCUUACACUUGCCCAUGGCCAUAGGACUUGUGUCUGACUUGAUCAAAAUCGCAGGCUGUUUUCCAAAAUAAAUGACAUAACAGACUAUAGAAAACUUGUUCUCAGAACUAAACUCUUCUUCUGAUCAAUACAAUUUUAGUAUUUUCUCCCUAUUUAUUUUAGAGAAUGGAAAGUUUGUUGCAAUCUUGAAUGUUUAUGCAUUUAGGAUCCAUCCAUCUGUUUAGAUGUCAACAUGUAACUUCCACAAUACUAUCUGAAUGAUUUAUAAUAUUGUACUCUUUUUAAAAAUGUGCAAAUACCUACUUUCCUGUUUAACAUUCAUUUAGUUACUCCUAAUAUUAUUCGGUUUGAAGUAAGAAAUAGUGGCUGAGUUCAAAAAAAUUCUAAUGACUUCUACAGUCACGUGGAUAGUUAAAAAAAAAUUGGAGUGGGAGGUUUAAGCUGAGUUUAUAAUUUCUUCCACCAAUGCUAGUUAAGUGCAGGAUGUGCAGCACAUUUUGAUUAUUUGUGUUCUCCAUGCCAUAGACUGUUAAAAGGAUGUGUGGUGGUGUGUAUUAGUACAGUACUUUUUUUUGGGCCACUAAAAGACCUGUAAUUUUAAUGCAAUAUGAAUAUUAAAUUACUUCAAAAAUACCAGCUUACAAAUGGUGAGCUCCAGCAGGCAGAUUGCUAUAUGAAACUUUAUUGCACGCCUACAUUUGCAAAUCUUGAAACUUGGUAACAAACAAAAAGUAAAAAAAGGUUAUUUCAAAGAAUGAGUGCAACAGCCAUGACAGUACUGCAUCUUGAAAAGAAAACUUGUGCAAUAUACAUUAACUUUGACAAAUUGGUACCUUCAAAUAUAUUAAGUAAUGUAUCUUGUACAGAAUGUGUUUAAAAACAGCAUAAAAUGUUUGGUGCAUACUUGUAUGUUUUGUAAGGGGAUAAUAUAUUUUUAGAUAUGUAUAGUGUAUUAAAAAAUUGAAGUGUGUCUCCUAAUUUCUGUGUGGUAUUUUUGAACCCCUUAAUAAAGUCUAGUUUCUGCGA
Carcharodon carcharias (great white shark) is the source of this 25380-nucleotide messenger RNA. It is a transcript of the gene obscnb, whose product is annotated as obscurin, cytoskeletal calmodulin and titin-interacting RhoGEF b. The transcript has 90 exons. Gene Ontology annotation, molecular function: guanyl-nucleotide exchange factor activity; protein binding. The record is from RefSeq and is a predicted model, not a curated record. Bases 1 to 23370 code for a protein of 7789 amino acids. NCBI's taxonomy places the organism in Eukaryota, Metazoa, Chordata, Chondrichthyes, Lamniformes, Lamnidae.